AUGGAAUGGAAGGCCACAAACGUGCAGACCAUCGACUUCGCGCACGCGUGCCUCCUUGGACGAUCACUACAUCCAACGAGCCAACAGGAAGCACGCUUGCAGCUGAUUGGCUUACGCAAGGACAAGCACCGUGAGGGCAGAGCGAUGCAGUCACCACCGCUUGACAUAGUCGAGUUCAUUAGUCGUGAAUGUUAUCUCGUGGUUUGCAAAACACUUCCCACAGAAGGAAGUGAUAUGACCACGGCAUAUGCAAUGAAGCGAUUUUUCCUGCAAAACUCAGCAGCUGUUAGGUGUGCGCUUCGCGAGCACCUCAAUCUUGUGCGACUUGAGCUGCACCGCCACCAAUCACCCUUUCUACUUACUCUUUUCUGGAGUUCCCGAAUUCACGGACAACCCACUUUCGUGAUACUCAGAGUUUUCCCCACCAGCUACUGGAAGACAGACUCAGGUAGAGGAAUUCUUAAAUGCGAAUAUACACAAACAUACAAGCUAAUGGGAAGAGAGGACACGCCACUAGACCUCACCGUUAAGGGGCACGGUCUCCACCUCCUCCUCGGUGGUUUCGUGCGGUUCCGUACAAAACCUAUGGGUAGUAGUGUCGUUGCCGGAGGGGAAGCACCCGAUUUGGAAGCUGCUUCCUCCCUCUUUGAUGACGGCGUCUCAACCAAACUUUGCUCGCCUCCCCCUUCUCUCGAUCCUCUCCACAUCUACGAUCGUCACGACGACAAAAAUCACCACCGUUACCUCGUAAGCGACUGA
This is a messenger RNA of Echinococcus granulosus, 759 nucleotides long. RefSeq names its product serine/threonine protein kinase. The transcript is spliced from 3 exons. Lineage: Eukaryota; Metazoa; Platyhelminthes; Cestoda; Cyclophyllidea; Taeniidae. Bases 1 to 759 code for a protein of 252 amino acids. The record is from RefSeq and is a predicted model, not a curated record.